Strongylocentrotus purpuratus (purple sea urchin) is the source of this 603-nucleotide messenger RNA. Its product is annotated as transportin-1-like. Bases 1 to 603 code for a protein of 200 amino acids. The transcript has 4 exons. Gene Ontology annotation, biological process: protein import into nucleus. Gene Ontology annotation, cellular component: nucleus; cytoplasm. The record is from RefSeq and is a predicted model, not a curated record. NCBI's taxonomy places the organism in Eukaryota, Metazoa, Echinodermata, Echinoidea, Camarodonta, Strongylocentrotidae. Gene Ontology annotation, molecular function: nuclear import signal receptor activity.
AUGGCGUUAGCAUGGCAGCCAAAUACUGAUGGUUUGGAGCAAAUUUUACAGCUUUUGAAGGAGUCCCAGAGUCCUGAUACAGAAAUACAGAGAGCAGUUCAACAAAAAUUGGAAUCUUUGAACCAGUAUCCUGAUUUCAACAACUAUCUCAUCUUUGUGUUGACCAAGCUCAAGAAAGAAGCCGACAAGGUCACUAAGCGGUCUUAUCCUCAAGAACAAUGUCAAGGCUCACUUCCACAACUUCCCCCAGAGGUCACAGAGUUCAUCAAGACGGAAUGUCUGGCCAACAUCGGCGACCCUUCACCCCUCAUCAGGGCGACCAUUGGCAUCCUCAUCACUACCAUAGCGACCAGGGGUGAUCUCCAGAACUGGCCCACCCUCCUCCCAACGCUGUGCCAACUCCUCGACUCAGAAGACUACAACACUUGUGAGGGAUCAUUUGGGGCCUUGCAGAAGAUCUGUGAGGAUUCGGCUGACAUCCUGGAUAGCGACGCUCUCGAUCGCCCACUCAACUUUCUCAUUCCAAAACUGCUGGAUUACUUCAAGCAUGCCUCCCCCAAGAUCAGGUAUGUAUGCCACAUCUUGGAGAAAACCCAUUUUUAG